AUGAAAACAGAUAUUUUUGGCAAAUAUUUAACACCACAUAAAAUUGCUUUAUUAGUAUUAGUUGAAUUAUAUUGUAGCUUUCUUCUACCUCCUAAACAUACAAUUCCAGUCUUAACCUUGGUUAUGGAGCAUUUAGAUCCAUCAUGUGGAAAUCCAUCAACAUUAAAACAUCUUCGUAGCUUUACAUCAGAUAAAGCAAGUCAUCUUCCGGGUAGAACUAUAUAUGAUAUGAUUCUUAAAAGACUUUGGGAUCUUCAAUCAUUAGAUGAUCUUAUUUCGUUUUUUGCUAGUAUUCCAGGUUUAAUUUCUCGGAGACAAUCUCCACCAGUAAUUGGGAGACGAAUGUUAUUAUUAAGUCCAUCUUCUUUUCUUGGAUCUUUUGUUAGAAAAUGUGUAGUUGAAUUUAAUAAUCUUCCAUUGGAUGAUGUAAUUAAAUUAUGGAAAGGUUUGAUAGGAUAUAGAAAUAUUUCAGUACCAAAAUGGUUGCAAAAAAAUAUAGAAAUAACAAUGUUUAAUUCUAGUAUGGGUCUUGAAACUUCAUUAGACGAAGAGAUGGAUGAGAAAAUACAAAAUGAUUAUGAAGAAUGUUUAUCUGUUUCUGAUAUUGAGAGAUUAUUUGAAUUUCAUGUUAGCAAGAUGCAAAAAAAUAAAUCUAAAUUAAGUAAAGAAAUGAAAGAACGAUUGAGGAAAUUUAUGGAACAUAAUGUAUCUGUACCAAAUAUAGUAAAUUAUGUCAAGUUUCUUGAUUCAUGGAGAUCGGGUGAUUAUCGAACUUCAUUUGAUUAUCUUUUUCGCUAUUUUGAUUAUACAAUGCGUAAUAGAGAUAAAACAGGAUAUCAAUAUGCAUUAUUGGAUUUAGCAAUGUUACAAGCAGAUUUUUAUUGUAAUAAAGAGGCUAUUUGGGCUAUUCAAGAAUCAAUUGAUACAGCAAGGGAAAAUAAAGAUCAUGCUUGUCUCAAUUAUGCUUUAUCUUUUCUUACAGAAUUUCAAAGGAAAGAAACAGAAGGAAUAACAGGACAAGGUGUAUCUGAUGAACAAGUGUUAAAUUAUCUUUUGUUAAAGACAAAGGAAACUAAAAUGGUUCAUCUUCAAACUGUAACUUUCUUAGCAGAAGCAAAAAGGGCUCUUUUAGAAGAAGCUAUGAUUGAUAAAGCAUUCGAAAUGGUUUUAAAGUCAUUCAAUUUAGCUUUAGAGUCAUGUUCUACAAGUUUGAUUUCAUCUUGUAUACUUAUGCAAAGUGGGAUUUGGUCAACUUUAGGCUGUUCUUAUCUUUGUUCUGUUUUGUUAUCUAUCUUUAUUAAAUAUCCUUCCGAUGAUGUAUCUUUUGAAGAAGUUGUUAGAUUGCGAUGCGCAUAUGCUUUUCAUUUAUCAAAAGAAGGAAAACUUGAUGAAAGUAAAAAGUUGAUGAUUGAAACUCAAGAGAUCGCAUUUAAGUCACAUAAGGUAUAUCAUGUUUGGUCAUCUUAUUAUUUAUACCAGGAGUUAAAACAAGCAAUUCGUAGAGAAGAUCUUCGGUAUGCAGAAAAAAUUUACCAACAAUUAUCUUCGAUUGAUGUUGACGGUGAUGUUUCGUUUUAUAUUUCUGUUUCUGAAAUAGAACUUGAAGCAAGAAAAGGGAAUUUUUCUUUGUCUUUUGAUAAACUUUCGAUUAUGCAAAAUCGUGUAAAAAUGUCUGGAUUUGAAGGUUUAUAUCACUUAAUGUUGUUAUUAGUAUCGGCACAACUUUACAUUGAAUGUCAACAGCCUUUAAAAGCUUUUUCAAUUGCAUCAAAAUCUAUUGUUUUAGCAACAGCGCAUCAUAAUGUGUCGUUAGUAAUAAAAGCAAUUUUAUUAUUUUCACAAAUAUUGUUAUGUUUAGAAGAGUUUUUCGCUGCAUAUGAUAUUGUUCAAAGAUUCAUGCCAAAAAUAUUAGAAACUUCUGAUCUCGAGCACGAAAGCAUUGCUUACUUUAUUAUGGCUGAAAGUCUGUUUGGACGUUAUCAAAAGGACAAAAAUCUUGAAAUAAAUAUAGCAGAACAAGAGGAAAUUUCAGAUCUUCUAGAUCAGGCAUUAAAAGGUUUUCUAAAAUUACAAGAUGUUAAAUAUGAAAAUAAAGUAUUAAGAAAAAAAUUCGAAUUUUGUCAAAGAACUGGACGGAUUUUUGAAGAUAAAUUGAAUUAACCCGGUUAAAUUUUAGUGGUACAGGAGACUAAUAAUUUAAAAUAAAUAUACAAAAUAUAUGAGUUGUUUAUUUUUUUUAUAAGUAUGUUGUUAUCUGUUUAUAAAAAAACUCAUAAUAAGCUCAUAUGAGCCAAACAUAAUAGCAGCAUUCGGUAUGACACGCAAAAGAUGUACAACAAGUCCUCCAUAUAAUGCAGAAAUACCUUCUUCUCUCCAUAUUAAGCAAAAACAUUGCAUUAAUCCUUUAUACUUUAUAUAUCCAUUUCGAGCAGGAAAUUGGCGUAAUCUCGUUCUUACAACCUAUAGAAUAUACAAUUAAAAAAUAUAACAAUAAUAGCAAUAUAAUUCACUUCAUGAGGAUAUGUAAGAAUUGUUGCAAUAAGUUUUGCAGUUCCAGCUGCUACUAAAGGGUCUAUCCAUCUAGAUGAUUUUUGUUUUUCAGCAAUUUGUUUCUUAAAUCGUUCAUAAAGAACCCAUUGGAUUGUACUUUCUGAUACUCCUAAGUACGAAGCGCUCAUUCCUCGGUAUAAACUAUAAAACCCUUCUUUCUGGAUCGUCUUUUUUAUACAAUCCCAUGUAUUUCGAUACGUUUUUAUUGGUGCUUUAUCAAGUUGUAGGCGUGUUUUAAUCAUCCAAAUAGGAUUUGUUAUUGUAGAUGUAACUAUUCCUGCUGAAAUCGCUGACAUUAUGUGGAUCCAACUUGAUUCAUUGUUAUUAAAAUAUUUUACAAAAAUCUUUUUAGUAUUUUCAUAUGUAUAAAAGUGAAUUGCUCUACUCAUCAAUUAAAAAUUAAACAAUAUAUUAACUUGGAUAAAUGCCUGGCUGGAACAACUCCAAUAAGAUUAGGUCCUAAUCCUUUAAAGAAACCAGAACUUCCUUCGAUAUGAUAAAUAUUGCUAUUAAAAAUAGUUAUCAAUAUUGAUAAUAAACUCAAGAAAUAUUACAUAAAAAGAUGAUAAGCUGGAAAUAAACGUAUUCCGUAGGACGAAAAUGCUGAAAAGGCUGGUGAACGAUAAAAACGAUGUUCACUUUGAAGACGAGUUUUAAUAAUAUCCAAAGGAGAUGUACAAAUAGCUGCGAUCAUUCCUGCACAGCUAAAAAAAUAUAUAAGUUAAAGAAAAGAUAUUAAGAAAUGUUUACCCGCCUGCCAGGAAAUGAGCCGAAGGUGGCACAACUACUGGCGCGGCUGCUGAUAAAGUGUCGUAAUUAGUAGGCUGAAUGGAUAGAAUGAUUAAUAUUAACAAAUAUAUUAAAUAAUCGCGCUAUAUGUGUAAUAUAUACAUUUUUAAAGUGAAUAAAUAUUGAAUUAAUUUAUUAGUUUUUUAAUUAAGGGUAAAGCCCUCGAUUUUUUAUCGGAUUUCUCAAAAUAUUUUUAAUAUAUUCAAAGCAUGUAAUAUAAAAUGUUUUAUAUAUUUAAAGUAUAAAAUCAAACAGUUAUAUGAUUUACUGUUUUACAAUGUAGUUUCAUAGGGAGAAAUUCGUACAGUUUCUGGUAAUGAAUCAACAGUUACUACAUGUGCAGGUUGAGGUCCUUUCGGUUGUCGCUUUAAGCAUAUAUAUUCUAUUAGAGGUGGAGGUUAGAUAAUUUAAAAAAUGUUUAAACAUACCUCCUUUCUCACGUGCUUGUUGACGUAAUCGUGCAUUCUGUUUAACACGCUGUAUAAAAUCAUCCCUGCAUUUAGAAUGACGAACAUGUUCAACACGAAUAUUAAGACGUUUAGCGAUACAUCGAUGGCCAGUACGUUUAUAUACAAGAACGUUUACUGAGGAUUUUGUGACACCAAAAAUUUUGCCUG
This is a messenger RNA of Pneumocystis murina B123, 3956 nucleotides long. RefSeq lists its product as hypothetical. The record is from RefSeq and is a predicted model, not a curated record. Gene Ontology annotation, cellular component: anaphase-promoting complex. Gene Ontology annotation, biological process: positive regulation of mitotic metaphase/anaphase transition; anaphase-promoting complex-dependent catabolic process; protein K11-linked ubiquitination. Bases 1 to 2160 code for a protein of 719 amino acids. NCBI's taxonomy places the organism in Eukaryota, Fungi, Ascomycota, Pneumocystomycetes, Pneumocystales, Pneumocystaceae. The transcript has 15 exons.